Molecule: messenger RNA, 1665 nt
Organism: Cottoperca gobio
Lineage: Eukaryota; Metazoa; Chordata; Actinopteri; Perciformes; Bovichtidae
Gene: bco2l
Product: beta-carotene 15, 15-dioxygenase 2, like
Exons: 12
Coding region: 1-1665 (554 amino acids)
Biological process (GO): retinal metabolic process; carotene catabolic process
Cellular component (GO): mitochondrion
Molecular function (GO): carotenoid dioxygenase activity; beta-carotene 15,15'-dioxygenase activity
Source: RefSeq, a predicted model, not a curated record
AUGUCCAAGACCAAAGAGCCCCAGACACACAGCAUAUCCAGCAGGCAGCAAUGUCCGCAGGGCAAGGGGCUGGAGAGCAUAGAGCCUCUGGUGCGUUCUGUGGAGGAAACCCCUGAUCCCAUCCCCACCACCAUCAAGGGAACUAUGCCAACUUGGAUCAAUGGGAGCUUCCUGAGGAAUGGUCCUGGGAAGUUUGAAUUUGGGAAAGACAGAUACACCCACUGGUUUGACGGCAUGGCCAUGAUGCACCGCUUCCACAUCUGUGAGGGCAAUGUCACCUACAGCAGCCGAUUCCUGCGAAGUGACUCAUACGUCCUCAACUCAGAGAAGAACCGCAUCGUGGUGUCAGAGUUCGGGACAUUAGCCAUGCCUGAUCCCUGCAAGAACAUCUUUGCACGCUUCUUUUCACGCUUUCAAGUUCCUAAGGCCACAGAUAACGCCAGUGUGAACUUUGUCAAGUACAAGGGAGACUAUUAUGUCAGCACAGAAACCAACUACAUGAGACGAGUAGAUCCUCAGAGCCUGGAGACGAAGGAGAAGGUGGACUGGACUCAAUACAUCGCUGUCAACUCAGCUACAGCUCACCCACACUAUGACCGUGAGGGAGCCACAUACAAUAUGGGCAACUCCUACGGAAAAAGCGGUUUCUUCUACAACAUCAUCCGCGUGCCUCCUCCUGAUGAGAAAGCAGCAGCGGAGGACUCUGCAGAUCUGUAUGGAGCCAAAGUGAUCUGCUCCAUCCGUGCAGCUGAGCCCAGGAAGCCUUCCUACUAUCACAGCUUUGUCAUGUCGGAGAACUACUUUGUGUUCAUUGAGCAGCCGAUCAAGCUGGACCUGCUGAAGUUCAUGCUCUACAGAAUCCAGGGAAAGAGCUUUCAUAAAGUCAUGACCUGGGAGCCUCAGUAUGAAACCAUCUUCCACUUGGUGAACAGGCACACUGGCAAGGAGAGUGAGGUGAAGUACCGCGGAGCACCCAUGUUCACACUGCAUCAGAUCAAUGCUUUCGAAGACGACGGGUUCUUGGUUAUGGACAUGUGCUGUGGGGACGAUGGUGAGGUCAUUGGAGACUUCACACUGGAGAACCUCAGGAGAGACUCGGGAGAGGAAAUGGACAAGUUUUACAACUCGUUGUGCAGAAACCUCCCAAGGAGAUAUGUCCUACCCCUGACUGUGGACGAACAAACUCCUUUGGACCAAAACCUUGUCACUCUGCAGAACUAUAAAGCCACAGCAAAGAAAACAAAAGCCAAAGAGGUUUACAUGACCCACGAGGAACUUUACGAUGACGAGCUGCUGCAGUACGGCGGCCUUGAGUUCCCUCAGAUCAACUAUGACCAGUACAACGGAAGACCCUACCGCUAUUUCUACUCCUGUGGCUUUGGACACUGCUUCAGUGACUCCCUGCUCAAAAUGGAUGUCCACACUAAGGAGCUUAAGGUGUGGCGUUAUCCCGGCUUGUACCCGUCUGAGCCUGUCUUUGUUGCAUCGCCCAAAGCUACUGACGAAGAUGAUGGAGUUGUCUUGUCAGUCAUCAUCACACCCAGAGAAGAGAAAAGUACUUUCCUGCUCGUUCUGGAUGCAAAGACCUUCACUGAGCUAGGCAGAGCAGAGGUCCCUGUCAAUGUCCCAUACGGGACCCACGGCGUGUUUAACAUGAUGGGCUAG